Pollicipes pollicipes is the source of this 1773-nucleotide messenger RNA. RefSeq names its product histone acetyltransferase KAT8. Lineage: Eukaryota; Metazoa; Arthropoda; Thecostraca; Pollicipedomorpha; Pollicipedidae. The coding region runs from base 236 to 1450 and encodes 404 amino acids. Gene Ontology annotation, cellular component: NuA4 histone acetyltransferase complex; MSL complex; NSL complex. Gene Ontology annotation, biological process: regulation of DNA-templated transcription. The record is from RefSeq and is a predicted model, not a curated record. The transcript has 13 exons. Gene Ontology annotation, molecular function: histone H4K16 acetyltransferase activity.
GUCUGUUUUCAAGAUCAUAAGCGCGGGGGUGCGCUGGCGUUACUGGUCGCCGUUUUGCGGUGUGUAAGUUGCCUAGCAGCUUUAAGCAGCACAUUUUCAAUCGGUUCCGAAGCUUACAAUCUGCACCCGACAACACAACAAUUGGGGUCGAGCCGCGCUGCUACCGUGCUGCCGCGAACAGCGGUGCGGCUCAGCGGUGAACUUCAGCCUGCGUGGUCGGCCGACAGGUGGCGACAUGGACGCUCCGGACGUGCUGGUGGGCAGCAGCUACCUCGUGCAGCGCGCCGACCACCAGUGGCACUCAGCCGUCGUGCUGCAGCAGCGGGCGGCCGGCCCUAGCGGCGACCUCGAAUACUACGUGCACUACGACGGCCACAACCGGCGCCUGGACGAGUGGGUCACGGCCGGCCGGCUCAGACGGCGCGAGAGCCAGCCGGGGCCGGGCCAGGAGCGGACCGCCUCCUCGGACCCGCUGCUCGAGUCGGACCGCAAGAUCACGCGCAACCAGAAGCGCAAGCACGACGAGAUCAACCACGUACAGAAGAGCUAUGAUGAGAUGGACCCGACCACAGCCGCGCUGGAGAAGGAGCAUGAGACCAUCACCAAGGUCAAGUACAUCGACAAAAUACAGAUCGGCAAGUACGAAAUCGACACAUGGUACUUUUCGCCGUACCCGGACGAGUACAUGAAGCAGUCCAAACUGUACAUCUGCGAGUACUGCCUCAAGUACAUGAAACAAGAGAACAGCUAUCGCUUUCACUCGGGCGACUGCAGCUGGCGCCAGCCGCCCGGCCGCGAGAUCUACCGCAAGGGCACGCUCUCCGUAUACGAGGUGGAUGGCGCUGACCACAAGGUUUAUGGUCAGAACCUGUGCCUGCUGGCCAAGCUGUUCCUCGACCACAAGACGCUGUACUUCGACGUGGAGCCUUUCCUCUUCUACAUCCUGUGCGAGAUCGACCGGCAGGGCGCCCACGUGGUCGGCUACUUCUCCAAGGAGAAGGAGUCGCUGGAGGGCAACAACGUGGCAUGCAUCCUCGUCCUGCCGCCUUACCAGCGCAAAGGCUACGGCAAGCUGCUGAUCGCCUUCAGCUAUGAGCUCAGUAAGCAGGAAGGCGUCUGCGGCAGUCCUGAGAAGCCGCUCUCCGACCUGGGCAAGCUCAGCUACCGCUCCUACUGGAGCUGGGCGCUGCUGGAGGUGCUCUACGAGUACAGGGACAUCGCCAACCUCAGCAUCCUCAGUGACAUCACUUCCAUCGCGCUGCCGGACGUCAUCACGUCGCUGCAGUCGCUCAACAUGCUCAAAUACUGGAAAGGCCAGCACGUGCUGUGUGUGACGCCGAAGCUGAUCGAGGACCACAUCCGGUCGGACGAAUUCCGCCGGCCCCGUCUCUCCGUCGACACCGGCUGUCUCAGGUGGGUGCCACCCAAGCGACUGCCUCGGAGAAAGUAGCAGGCGUCGGUGUCGGCGGCCCUCGCGGUGCGGCCGCUACGACAACGGAGUCGUUCCUGCGCCGCUUAACGGAGUCACUUCGGGGCGGUGCGGAUAGGCGGCGAGUCGGUUACCUGACUCCCCGACUCGCCGCGGUACGCUGCUGUCUGUGGGUCCGUCGCUGUGUUUAUAUCGGAGUCACUGGGCUGUCACGCGACUCUGACUUGCGACAGUGAGUCACUGGCGCGAGCCAGAGUCGUCCCCCGCUCGUUGUCACGAGUUAUUGUCAUUUCAUUGUCUUGUCAUGCGACGGUCAUUGCAUAAAUACAUCCCACCGUGUCAUG